Molecule: messenger RNA, 16358 nt
Organism: Mus musculus (house mouse)
Lineage: Eukaryota; Metazoa; Chordata; Mammalia; Rodentia; Muridae
Gene: Akap10
Product: A kinase anchor protein 10
Exons: 15
Coding region: 6644-8545 (633 amino acids)
Cellular component (GO): cytosol; cytoplasm; mitochondrion
Molecular function (GO): protein kinase A binding
Source: RefSeq, a predicted model, not a curated record
GGGGUCGCCGGCGGGGGGUGAGCCGGGUCUCGGGCAGCGGUGGGGCAGCAAACCUGCAAGGGUUUUGUCAGGGCGGCCGCGAGGCUCUCGAUGAGCCGCUCGGCCUCGGCGCCGACACCCGCGGUGCAGUGUGCUGCCCGGGACUCCGCAGGGAAGAAGGUGGCCUCCUCAAGCGAGGUCGAGGGGCAUUGUCGCUUUGGGCCAAAAGUGUCUGCUUAAACCCAUAGAAAUUAACACCUGUUGGCUAAAGAAAAGGUUUUCCUGGUGUGUUUGGUUUCUGGAGGUUUGUAUGUGUGUGUGAUCCACGCGCGCACUGUGGAUGAAGAUCAAGGAAAUCCCUUUACUUAUAGGAAGUCUUGACUUUUCCGAAUAUUGGGGGGGGGGGGUUAUACCUAAAACCACGUGCAACUGUUAUUUCUUCAACUAGCGCUAUUUUCUAGUUUCCUCUUUUGGGGGCGGGGGUGGAGAGCGGAAGGGGGCCCACUGUUAUUCCUAAAAUAAAAUUUCUUACUACUGAAGUUCCGUAUUCAGAAGACUACUGCUUUUGAUGAUUGAGCAACUUUACUAAUUAUUGAGACCGUUGCUGCUACUAUAAACGAACUACUUAGAUUUCGGAUGUCCAGUUGUAAAAGCUUACUUAGUUUUUAAAGUAGAGGCAAGGUGAUUUUGAUCCUGGAAAGGGUUAUGGUAUUUCAUUAAAUAUACAUACACAAAUUGAUCAAUCAAAUCUCUUUAGGUGGAGGUGGUUGUAUCUCUUCAUUCUUACUGAGAAGAUGUAUCAGACAGACUUUUUUUUUUUUAAACAUAACACCAAAUCAGACUUGUAUUCACGUGAUAGCUUUUUCAUAAACUCUGUAACCCGAAACAGCCGGUUAACCCACUUUUUUUCCAGCUGAGAAUCAGAUGAUUCCUAAAGGCCUCAUAGGACUGAGGCUGUCUGUUGAUGCUAGGUGAGGGAAUGAAUGAAACUGGUAAAUAAUAGGAAGCUUUAUCAGUAAAGUGUCUUAAUAUCUCUGGAGUUGUUAAUGUACCUAGGUUGACAGUGUUGUGGUGCUUGUUUUUUAAGGGGGGGAAUGCAUUCUAAGUAUGGGACUAAUUCAAGUUGAACAACAGACUUCUGUCUGUUCAUUUAACACACACUGUCGAGUGUCCAGUCUGCCAGACACUGUCUUAGGGUGUCAUGAAAUAGUUAUAUGGACGUAGUCUCUGUACCUAUGAAACUCAUUGAUGCUGAAGGCAGGCAAUAAAUAAGGCCAAAAAAAAAAGUGUGUAUAUACUUACAAAUUGAAUGAUGUGUAAUGAAAGACUAAUUUAUGAAGAAAAACCUAUUUUGGUUGGAUGUUAGAAGAAUUCAGUAUGUAACCUUGAAACGUAAAACUAGAGGAUCAGUAGUAGAAUGUAACUUUAGAGAGGUCAGGAAAGACACUGGAGGUACCAGGAAUAAAGAGCUGGUGCCCUUUAGGAAAGGCAAGGUGGCCACUGUGGCUGAGGCAUAGAGAAGCAGAUAGGCAGACACCACAUUAUCGAGAGUUUUAUUCCAAAUGCAGAGAGAAUAUAUUGUAAAGCUUUUGAAGAGAGGUGACCUUACAAUAAAGGGUGAUCUGAUUAUUUGCUUAGAAAGUUUAUUCUAGAGCCAGAUGCUCAGCAGAUAAAGACCCUUGCUGUGCAGCCUAACCAUCAGAGUUAGAGCCCCAGGACCCACAAUGGUGGAGGGAAAGAGUAACUCCCAUUAAGUUGUCCUCUGACCUCCACACAUGUGCUGUGUGGUACAUCCACUCCCACAAAAUAAAUAAAUGUACUUAAGGAGUAAAAAGAUUAUUCCAGAUGAUUUCUGGAGAUUGAAUGUGGCAAGAGAGCUAGAAACAACCUUUUUGAGGGGUUGGGAGUCAAGACAGUCUGGCUUUGUAGUCCUGGCCUUAGCAUUUCCUGUUGAGAUGGGGACCUUGUGGACAUUCUUCUUCCUCUAAUUUAGUAUUUGGAUUAUAGGCAUGUAUCACCACACCCAACCUCUGAAAACAGCCUCAUAAAGAUCCUUCAAUUUAAUUUUCUUUCUUGUUAGAGGUUUAUCAUAUUUCAUUAAAAAUGGUAAAUCUAAAAUCAGGAAAAGAGGGCUGGAGGUGGCUCAGCCCUUCAGAACUUAUGUUGUUCUUACACAGAACCUGGGUUUAGUUCCCAGAACCUUCAUGGCAGCUUAGAACCAUCUGUAACUCCAGGUCCAGGGACUCCCCUACUCUUCUCUGGCCUCCUUGGCACUUGGCAUCUACAUGUAUAGAUGUAGGCAAACCACUCACACACCACAACAAAAUGGAAACAAUUGUAAGAAUUACCUUAGUGUUUCCCCAGUUUACCUGUCUAUUGUAUUUUUUCUUUUGAGAUAUGCACUUUGUAAUCUACUGUCAUGAGUUUUGUCUUUUUUUAAUUUUUGAAUUUUCAAAUCAGUAUUUUGAUAUGAAGUCAUUACUAGCCUUAAAAGUACAGCAAUCCUGUCUCAGUCUUUUGAGUACAGGGAUUACAGGAAUGUGACGGUCUGGCCUGUCUGUCUCUUCCGUAUACAUAUCCUGGAAUGGAUGGAAUGACAGAAUUCUCAUUGUCUGAGUUCCAGGACAGCCAGGGCUACACAGAGAAACCCUGUCUCAGAAACAUACACACACACACACACACACACACAAGAAUAGCUCCUCUUAGAUCUCUGUCAUUUUAUUCUACUUUCACAUGGAACUGUCCCAUAGGAAUUAGCACUGCCUUUUGAGUUUUAUUUUAUAUGUAUGGGUGUGUUGCUUGUGUGUGUAUGUACACUAUAUGUGUGCCUUUGCCCAAGGAAGCCAGAAGAGGGCAUCUGAUUCUCUAGAACUAGAGUUUAAAGAUUGUCGUGAGCCACCAUGAGGGUGCUUGGAAUUAAAGGCGUGCGUCACCACACCUGGGUUUUUUUUUUUUUUGUUUUUUUGGUUUUUUUUGGUUUAACUGCUGCCAGCUUUCUCUUUUGAAAUGUUAUUGAUAGACACAGUUCCACACUGGGAAGCCAGUAUAGCUCCCAAAAUAUAAGUUAGCACACCUGGCCACUUGGCACAGUGCUUCCAACCAGCUGAAUAGAUCAUGGCUCUGAAACCCAGAAGACACAAGCAAAAAGGGGAAUGCCUUCGUCAGUACAGUGUUCUCAGCUUUCAGGGGCUCAUCAAAGAUCUGCCUUCAUUUGCUGGACCUUCAGAAGAGCAGCAAACGGGAAGUAAUUUCAGCCCACUCUAGGAUACUCAGAAACUUACUUAGGAUGGAGCCCUUUCCUUCUAGAAAUUGGUUUUUAAAAGUCUUUAACAAUGUACGAGAGAGAGUGUGUGUUUGUGUGUGUGCAGCAUUCUGAGUUUAGAAGAGUGUGUCAGAUCUGGAGCUAAAGUUACAUGAGUGGUAAGAUCCAAACUCGGGUCUGAUACAGGAGUAUAAUAUGUGCUUUUUUUUUUUUUUUCUUUUUUCUUUUUUUUUUUUUUUAGAAACAAGGUUUCUCUGUGUACUCUAGGCUGUCCUGGAACUUGUUCUAUAGCCCAAGCCUGGAACUCAAGAGACCCAGCUACCUCUGCUGGAGUGCUGGGAUUAAAGGUGUGCAACCCAGGACAGGCAGGAGUUGUGCUCUUAACUACUGAGUCAUCUUUUUAGCCUUCUUUCCUUAAAUUCUCUAUGCCAAGAACAGAUUUUUUUCCCUCUAAAUCAUUUUAAAUCUUAAUUCUCAUUUAGUGUUCCUCUCUACUUGGAGAUUUUUAUUUUAUUUGUGUGUAUGGGGUACAGGUGUAACUGGACAUGUAAGGAGAUCUAAGGAUGUAAGAAUCCAAAACUUCAAAAAAAUAAAGAAGACAAAGCUCAUGACAGUAGAUUACAAAGAGCAUAUUUCAAAAGACUUAGAUGGUGACUUUGUGGAGUCAGUUCUCAACUUACUGUGUGUUCUGAAGAUCAAAUUCAGGUUAAUCAUGUUUAUAUGGCAAGCACUUUAAGGAUUAAGCCAUCUCUCUAGUCCUUGGGAUUUAUUUCUCUAUUUCAGAGACAAGAUACAGUCCAUUCAUCAAAUCUCUCAGUCCUCCAGUUUUUUAUUUUGUUUUUAGAUUUAUAUAUGUAUAUGAGUGUUUUGCUUACAUGUAUGUAUGUGUACCGUGUGUGUGCCUGGUGCCCUUGGAGGUCAGAAGAGGAAGUUGGAUCAUCUGGAACUGUAGACAGGUCCUCUGGAAGAGCAGCCCAUACUCUUGACCUCUAAGCCAUCUCAAUAGUGCAGUGCAGUGCAGUGCACCACCAGCUUUUGAAACAAGGUGUUAUUGUAACACAGACAUAUGUGUAUUUUUGAUAGUAUAAACAGAGACCUUUGAGGUCAGCAGAACUUAGAGUAGUUACAGUAUGGGACUAUCCGAAUGGCUCAGCAGGUCAAAGUGCUUGUCAGACAAGUCUGACAGCUUGAAUUCAGUCCCUGGAACUCAUCAUAGUGAAAGGAGAAAGGACUCACAUUAUAUUCUAAUCUCCACAUGUGUAUACUGAUAUUCACACACACAGUAUAUCAAGUAAAAUAAAACUUUGAGAUUAAAAAAAUAGUGUAUGAAUAUUUUGCCUGAAUGUAGUAUGUAGUUCAUGCACUAUGUGAAUGCUGUGCCCUUGGAGGCUAGACGAGAGCAUUGAUCACCUAUAACUGGAGUUCCAGUCAGUUUUUAGCCACCAUGUGGGUGCUAGAAAUCAAACCAGGGUCUUCUGGAAGAGUAACCAGUGCUCUUAACCACUGAGCCAUCUCUCCCAUCCCAAUGGCUCAGAGGUUAAGAGCAGUGGCCGCUCUUCCAGAGGUCCUGAGUGCAAUUCCCAGCAACCACAUGGUGGCUCACAGCCAUCUAUAAUGGGGUGUGAUGCCCUCUUCUGUCACACAAGCAUACAUGUAAAUAGAGCACUCAUAUGCAUAAAAUACAUAUUUUUAAAACAUUUUUAAAAAAUGUUUAUAUUCUGGCCUUUUUUUCAGAAUAAGUGUGAACCUUUAAAAUAGCUGUAGAUGUAUAGAUACAGAUAAAGAAUAAGAGGAGAUGUGGAAUUAUUUUUUCCAGAUAGUUUUAAGCAGUUACUUCAUAAGCAAGGUGAUAACAACAUAGUGCUGUGUUCUCCAUCUUCAUAAAAUCAGCUUCCUCUUGACAUCUCAGCUGUAAUUCAAGCAAUAUCUCAGAGGACUUCUUUAGACACCAGCCUAAUCAGAGGUGACUGUCUCAACCGAUGUUGACUGUCAAGAGUGGUGACAUGUGGCUGAAUUUAGGUUGUAUUCUGGGAUAGCCCUUAAUAGACCUGCUGACUGAAGGGAUACAGAGUAAGAAAGAAAGACAAGUUGAAGGGUGGACUGAAGUUUUACCCUGAGAAAGUAAAUACUAAAAAUCUGAUGGUAGGUCUUCAUGGACCACGUUUGGAGUUAAAAUUUCAGAUAAUUUAAAUAAACCUGUCAGAUAAAAAGUGGAUCAACAGUUAGCUGCACCAGUCUGGUUUUAGAGGAGGUGCAAAGCAGAAGGUGUAAAAUUAGAAGUUAAAACUGCAGAGAUGACUUUAAAGGAUGACACUGUCGGGGGUGUGUGGUCUCUGCCCCUUUCCUGCCCCUGUGCCUUACCCUCUCACAAGCAACAGCAACAGCAAGAAUGGACUGCAACCCCUGAGGCCCACGCCUCAAAAUAAAUGCUAAGACAAAAACAAUCAGGGUGAUUAAAGGUUGGUGGUACAUGCCUUUAAUCCUAGCAGUCGGGAUGUAGAGGCAGGCAGGCUGAUCUGCAGAGUGUGUUUUAGGGCAGCCAGGGCUACACAGAGAAACCCAGUCUCAAAAAAAUUAAUAAUAUUUUUAAAAAUCAGGCUUAAUUUUUAUAGGCUAGUUCUAUGUGAAAAUAUAAAUGACCAUCAUGACAUCUUAAUAUUUAAAAAGACAAAUGAUAAUCUCUCCAGAGAUUUCAUCCUCUCUAGAGCAAGGCUUCACCAUCUCCUUAUAUCAGAAGAGACAUAGACCACUGUGCGGUGGUGGGUGGUACAUUCUUGCUAUUUGAGCAUUUAGAAGGCUAAGGCAAGAGGAUUCCUGUCAGAUACUGGUCACUCUGUCACACAUUCCUGACAGCAGUGCCUAGUGACAGCAGCCACUUUAUCUUUUUCAGGUUGAUGCCUACAUGCUUGGAAGUAGAUUUGCUGAAGGCAAGGGCACUUUUCUGGGCAGGGCGAGUUGAGUACACUCUGGGGAUUUGGGUUGUUGAUGGGUUGACUUUAGGGAGAUACUUGAGAGCCAGCUAUUUUUUGCUACUAGCUUUUCAGCAUUUAAUAGUAUUUCAGAACAUGGAGACAUAGGCACGUUCUGAGAUUUCUUACUUUGAUAAGCCAUUCAGUGAAUUCAAGGAAAUUUAAUGUUUAAGACAAAAAUACCAGGAAAGUAAAGGAGAUUAAAAAUAACCUCAUGUCAGGUCUUAUAAUAGAAUCCACACUUGCCUAGAGCAGCUUUGCAGCUUUCUUGCUUGCUGUUGUGAGCUUUUCUGCUAUAGAAUUUUCACUGUUUUGUGUAAUAAAGGAAAGAUUAUGUAAUCACUUUAGAGACAACCUGUUAGCCUUAGGCUUAGGAAUUGAGGUUGUAAGUUUGGGAUGUUUGUACCCAAAGCUAGGGAGGGCAUACAAAAGAAUGAAAGGUAAAGAGCAAGAGAAGACCUUAGAUGUCAAGUCCACUAAAGCUUCAGUAGCCGUACAUUCCCCACAAAAAAGCACUAAAAAUCAUGCCUUGCUGGAGGCUGCAGGACCAAGUCAUGUUGCGAUCAAUGCCAUUUCUGCCAACAUGGACUCCUUUUCAAGUAGCAGGACAGCAACGCUUAAGAAACAGCCAAGCCACAUGGAGGCUGCUCAUUUUGGAGACCUAGGCAGAUCCUGUCUGGACUAUCAGACUCAAGAGACCAAAUCCAGUCUUUCAAAGACCCUUGAACAAGUCUUGCGUGACACUGUUGUCCUUCCAUAUUUCCUUCAGUUUAUGGAACUUCGGAGAAUGGAGCACCUGGUGAAAUUUUGGUUAGAGGCUGAAAGUUUUCACUCUACAACGUGGUCCCGAAUAAGAGCACACAGUCUAAACACAGUGAAACAGAGUUCACUGGCUGAGCCUGUCUCUCCAUCUAAAAGACAUGAGACUCCAGCAUCUUCUGUAACUGAGGCUCUUGACAGGAGGUUGGGGGAUUCUAGCUCAGCCCCACUGCUUGUGACUCAAUCAGAAGGAACUGACCUGAGUAGUAGAACUCAGAACCCUCAGAACCACUUGCUGCUUUCCCAGGAAGGCCACAGUGCCCGUUCUCUCCAUCGUGAGGUGGCCAGAACAGGAAGUCAUCAGAUUCCCACCGACUCCCAGGACUCCUCCUCCAGACUUGCAGUAGGCAGUAGAAACAGUUGCUCUUCUCCACUGAGAGAACUGUCAGAAAAACUAAUGAAAAGUAUAGAACAAGAUGCAGUGAAUACUUUUACCAAAUAUAUAUCUCCAGAUGCUGCUAAGCCAAUACCAAUUACAGAAGCCAUGAGAAACGACAUCAUCGCAAAGAUUUGUGGAGAAGAUGGACAGGUGGAUCCCAACUGUUUCGUUCUGGCACAGGCUGUAGUCUUUAGUGCAAUGGAGCAAGAGCACUUUAGUGAGUUUCUGCGAAGUCACCAUUUCUGUAAAUACCAGAUUGAAGUGCUGACCAGUGGGACUGUUUACCUGGCUGAUAUCCUCUUCUGUGAGUCAGCCCUCUUUUAUUUUUCUGAGUACAUGGAAAAAGAAGAUGCAGUGAAUAUCUUACAAUUCUGGUUAGCAGCGGAUAAUUUCCAGUCUCAGCUUGCUGCCAAAAAGGGCCAGUAUGAUGGACAGGAGGCCCAGAAUGAUGCCAUGAUUUUAUAUGACAAGUACUUUUCCCUCCAAGCCACACACCCCCUUGGAUUUGAUGAUGUUGUACGAUUAGAAAUUGAAUCUAAUAUCUGCAGGGAAGGUGGACCACUUCCUAAUUGUUUCACAACUCCAUUACGUCAGGCCUGGACAACCAUGGAGAAGGUCUUUUUGCCUGGUUUUCUGUCCAGCAAUCUUUAUUACAAAUAUUUGAAUGAUCUCAUCCAUUCAGUUCGAGGAGAUGAAUUUCUUGGAGGGAAUGUUUCCCUGGCUGCUCACGGCUCUGUCUGCCUUCCUGAGGAGUCUCACUCAGGUGGUUCCGAUGGCUCCACUGCUCAGUCUAGUGUGAAAAAAGCCAGUAUUAAAAUUCUGAAAAAUUUUGAUGAAGCAAUAAUUGUGGAUGCUGCAAGUCUGGACCCAGAAUCUUUAUAUCAACGGACAUAUGCAGGGAAGAUGUCCUUUGGGAGAGUUAGUGAUUUGGGGCAGUUCAUCCGAGAGUCUGAGCCUGAACCUGAUGUGAAGAAAUCAAAAGGAUUCAUGUUCUCACAAGCUAUGAAGAAGUGGGUGCAAGGAAAUACUGACGAGGCCCAAGAAGAGCUAGCUUGGAAGAUUGCAAAAAUGAUAGUGAGUGAUGUUAUGCAGCAGGCACACCAUGAUCAACCACUAGAGAAGUCUACAAAGCUAUGACUCGAAACCAGAGAUAAGGAAAUCUGAUUUUGAAAAAAAUAAGAACUUUCCCCUUUGGUUGGAUUCUUCAACACAGCCGAUGAAAACGGAGCACUGCAUUUCUUUUCACUGCUAGAUCACUGUUGUUUCCAGGGAAGAGUGGGAGACAGUCCGAGAGUGGUUGUUAAAUGUAGACAUAGAUGACACACAUGACAGUAACACAGUGAGUCCCGAGAUACAAAGUGGUGGUGGCGACUUAUUAGACCAUUUUCCAGUGGCCACGCUCACUGGGGUAGACAGGGACCACAUGCUCGCAGCAGAUUACUUCCUCAGCUGUGUCAGAAAGCAUGACAGAGGUGCUUCAUUCUUGUCUCCUAGAGGUCACAGGUGAGUCAGCCCUGCCUGGAGCGAGCAUCUCCAAGUGGCAGUGUGGGCCAGCAGCCUGUGGAGCAGAGGACAAUUCCUUGCCUAGUCUUCCUUCACAGAAGCAUUAAUUUAGAAAGCUGGCAAGUCGUGGGUCAAGCCUCAGUGUUGCAUCCUUUCCUUCGCUGACAGAACACACUGUUCACCUUUCCUUCACUCCCGAGGUGAUCGAUCCUUAAAGCUAGUCCUUCCUCUGCUGACAAGAGGGCGAGUUUAGUUUACUUUGAGCAUCAAGACCCAUUCCGCUAUCAGAACGCUAUGCUCCAGACGCUUCAUUCCCUCUUCAGAAUACACAUGGAAAAAAUGAGCACUCCAGUUUUUCCCUGUGGUCCUUAGAACACAUUCACAAAAUUGGUUUUAUUUUUUAAUAAGGUGGGGACAGAAGCACUCCCUUGUGGGUGUCUCCCCAAUUCUUCACUGUGAGUGGGAAAUGUGCAGUUGCCUUUUCCCUCCCUGUCUUAAGACAGUAGGAGACUCACUCGCUGCCCUUCUGCUUAGUUGGCUUUGCACUUGUGGCACAGCCGUUGGCGGGGCCACCCCGCUGGCAAGCACACUCCCCCAGCCUCACGGUGCCAGUGCUUCCUUGUGUGUAACAGCUUAGAGAGAAAGGAAGUUUUCUUAGGUGUUAUUGCUUUUGCUCAGAAUUUGCAAAAGGGUGUGUGUGUGUGUGUGUGUGUGUGUGUGUGUGUAUACACACAUGUACAUAUAUAAUUAUUAAUCACCUCUGUCCUUGGGGAAAGUCUUGAAUGAACAGAAAAUUUAUUUCAUUGCAAUAUUGAUUGUACAGAGGCACACUGUUCAACAGAAGAAGCAAAAAGGCUGUGUAUAAGUUUUUGGUACUAUGUACCAUCUCUGUUAUUCUGAAGUAUUCAUGUACUUAAACCAUAUUCUAUUUAAUUGUGUUUGAUUUUAAAUAUAUAUAUAUAUGAAUUAUAUUUAAAAUGGUGUCAACUUCCUGCUUUCAGGGCAUUUCUGGCUCUCCUGUUGAAGUAUAUUGACCCUUCCUAAUAUUUCCACUUGUUUUACAAAACUCCAGAACAUAAUCCCCAAUUGGACAUAGCCUUGUGUUUGGGUGUAGACAUAGACAUGAGGUUUUAAUUAGUGUAUGUGCUGUUGUGGCUCUUCUGUUCCUUUAACAAAGCAUUUCUCUCCAUUUCAUAUCGCUUCAAACUUUAAGUGAAAAGCAACAUAAAGACAUAGAGUCAAACGUGAUUCUGAGUGUCCUCUGCCUUUGCAUGCUUCAGGGUAAAAAAUCUGUAAUGCUCUCGGCUGUUUAAACUAGUGGGUUUGUUAAAAUACUUUCUAGUGAUUUCUUUGUGCAUUUUGUGCUUCUGAGGUCAAGAUGUCAGUAUUUGUAAGCUAUGUCUAAGGGGAAAGAGUAAACCUGAGAUUGGUUUUGUUUUCUGCUCUGCCUGCUCUGAGAUACAGGAGCAGAAGAAUCCAAAUCAAUAAGACCAAUUGUAUGUUAGAUCCUUGUACUUACUUAAAAUUAGCACAAGAUUCACCUAACAUUGAUCACCUACCUACCCACGUGCUACAGGCUCUGUGCAAUGUAUCCACAAAAUGAUUCCCUGACAGGGUUUUUAAGUCUAAGGAAGCAGUUGGACUUCAUUCUUAUUAUUCCAUUGUUGUCAGCUAGCAGAUUGUUAACAGUCAACCUACUAAGGAGAAAAUGACAGCAUUGUAAUUGGCUUGUCUUCAUCAUUCCUACCUGAAAAGCAGGUGUCAGCCACAUCCAGUGAAGUGCACUGAAAGGCAACAGACUUCUCUAGUUUGAUUCCAGUACCUGUUGGGGCUUUUUUGAGAUGUAAAUUGUUUAGAGUACUAGAGCUUUUGUUUUCAGCUGUUUGAGACAAGGUUUCACUGUGUAGUUAGUUUACCUUUAGCCUUCCAAAGUCAGGGACUAGAAGCUCAGCCUUCAGACCCGGCUUUGCUGGUUUGUUUGAGCAUCAACAACUAAGCAGCUGAUGUAGCAGCUGAUGUCUCUAAAGGCACUGUUGAGACUCUGCCUGACUCAGCACCCUCAGUGGCCUUGCUUUUUUCUCCCUCUUCACUCUUUUCUAGCAUGCUAGUUGUUGAAGCCAGGGAUGAACUAAUUGAAACGCCCAGUGAUAAUUCUGUAUCUUGAGGCUUUUGCAUGAAGGAGAAAAAUCAGUCACCACCUGGAAGAGGAGAUGAUCUGAGUACUUCCGCAGGCAGGAGUUGGCACUGGUGAACAAGCAUGAGAGAUAGGAGGCUUUGGUAAGCCUGAGCACUUCCCUUGUCUCUUCAUCCAGUUCUGUACCCUCGUCUUGGUUUUCAGUCAUCCUUAGGGUAUGCUUAGAAUGCAUCUGGAUUUUUUUUUAACAUGAAUCUAAAGUGACUUGUUAGUACAUGCAACAGAAAGGAUCUUGAUUAAAGUACUAUCACAGUGCUCUAAAACACUAACAGCCAUGUGUUUAGCACAUUGCUAAUUACUGUGACAUUUUGGAACAGAAUUUUCCUAUAAUAAGCCUGCCUUGGUCAUCUUGUAUAUACUGUUGAAAUGGAAUCCUAAUCUCCUGGAACUAAAACAUUUAAUUCUUUUUCUGAGAAGUUAUUCACACCUUAGAAAGGCCCUAUUGUAUUGCAGGAUGGUCACUAGAACUCAUGCAUCCUAGACCAGGGCCUCUUCAUGUUUCCUCAUGCUCUACCUAAGAAUAAGCUUGAUCCCCACUCUUUAACUGUCUACCACCAAGAAACAGAAGACAUUUCAACUAGCAGGGAGGUGGUGACGCGUGAGACCUAUGUAGGUGUUGAGUACAUCUAUAUACUAGCCCACACCUCUAUACCUCAGAGCUAUAAAGUAGCAAGUAGCCAUAAACUACUUGUUAAAACUCAUCAAUGCUACAACUUGAGGGAGUCACAUUAAUAGUUGUCCUGUGCUCUGAGUCCUUUCCAGGUAAGCUCUGAGGAACUGCCUCUUUGCUUGGGCAGAGCUGGGAGUGGCUCAGAGUAAGAGGAUUGGUACUGUGGGCUUUGGACAAGUGGGGAAGGCCAAAAAGAGUAUUUAAGGUAUUGGUUCAAGCAAAGGCUCCAAGGGUAUCACGGAGGGCCUGCCUGAGUACACCAGGAGGUCAGUAUUCUUGUCUGGUGAUUUGUGCAUAUCCUUGGUUCAUUGCAAAGUAGCCUGCUUUGACACACUAAAGAUGCUGUAGAACUUGAAUGGGAUACAUUAAACCCUUUGCUAAAGAUGAUACAUCAACACCAGAGGAACCUGAGGUUCGGGUAGGAAGGUACAAGGAUCUUGGAGUGGGUUCCUAUUUCCCAAGAAUGAAUGAGAGAUGAAGAUUCCAACAUGACUGGUUUCUUCUGGUUUCAGGUUCCAAGACCACUCUUAAAAUGUGCCUUCAGGCUGGUCCUUAAAUGAUCCCAAGUUGAUCUCUGCCUGUAUAAUAGUAAGAAUCCCACAUACACAGUCAUGAAAGAGUUAUUAGCCACCAAGUAUGCUGGUACCUAUAAUCCCAGAACACAGAAGGCUGAGGCAGAAGGAUCACAAGUUUAAGGCCAGCUUAGAUAAAACCCAGUCUCAAAAGUGUAAGCAAGUACUGAAGAGAUUGCUUAGUAAUGAGAGGGUAUACUGCUCGCUCACACCUAGCCUCCAUGUGCACCUACAUUCAUUCACAUUGCACAUACAGGGGUGUGUGUGUGUGUAUGUUAUUUAAAAUGUGUGUGUGUGUAGUUUAAAAUGAAAACACUUUGUAGCUGAAAUAAACACUCAACAAAGACUUGGCCCUUCAGACUGGUAUAGCUCUAAGUGAUAGCCACCAAAACUCAGCCUGAUACCCAGAUUUUUCUUUUUCUUCUUUUGGCAAAGAGCAGCCUUUGUUCCUUCUACUUAACUGCUAGUUUGGUGAGUGUUUAGUCUAAGUACUAUUUAUGAUUCCAUGGUAGAUGAGAAAAUAAGAUUAACAUGUAGAAACCCUUGGAGUUGCAUCUAAAACAUGCUGGGCUCAGGUGUCUUUCAGUGGUAGAGUGCAUGCUUAGCACACAUGGGGCUCUAGGUUUUACCUCAGCACCAGUAAAUCAAAUAUGAACUAGUUUUUUUGUGGUCUUUUUUGUUAUUUAACUUGGGUCCUUUUGGACCCAUGAUUCAACUCCUCUACCACCAAGAGCCCUACUGGGCAUCACCACUCUUCCAUACCUUCCUAAUUUCUCCACUCUCUGAGGAUUAGCCACUGUACCACCCCACUCACCUGCUAUGAGUUUGGGCGUUUGGUCACGUGUUGAACAAGGUGUGCACAGCUUGUCUGAUCAGCAAGGCUGUUUCUGAACAGCACAAAAAUAGAGUGCAGGGUUGUUCUUGGCCUCAGGGUGCUUUGCAGAACUUUGGGACAUGUUAAUUCUUAGAGGCUAGAAACGGGAAGAGUUAUGUAAGUCUAUCACAUGCACGUGAUAGGAAAUUAUGACUUUGGAAAAGCCUAGCUGAGAAUCGAACUACUCCAUGAAGUGGUGGACUUUAUGAAUCUCUCUUAUUGAUAAUAAUAACCAGUAUAAUUGAUCACUUAGGAUGUGCUAAGCACUGUCUCUGAUUCUUAUGACUUAAAAGGUGAGUACUCGUUUCUUUUUUAUGUUAAUAAGUGACACUGAAGCUGGAAGAACAGAGGACUGUAGGAUCACACAGCCAGGGACAAGCCAGUAGCUUAAGUUUUCUUAACCCUUUGACAUCUGCUAUACUACUCAGUAGUGAGUCCUGGCAUCCAUUAUAGCAGUAUGGAAACACUGGCAGACACUUGGCUUAUUUAUCACCUUUUGGUACAACAAUAAGCUACGCCAUAUGCAAAGACUGUGUAUGAGGAAUAUGUAUCUGAUUAUGUAUAGAUAGAUUAAGAGCAAGUUAGCUGGGCAAUGGUGACGCACACCUUUAAUCCCAGCACUUGGGAGGCAGAGGCAGGCGAGGCCAGCCUGGUUUACAGAGUGAGUUCCAGGACAGCCAGGGCUAUGCAGAGAAACCCUGUCUCAGAAAAAAAAGAAAGAAGAAAGAGAGAAAAGAAAGAAAAACUUAAGCAGCCAGGAAGUGGUUGUGCUUAGUCUCAGCACUCAGGAGGCAGAGGCAGGUAGAUCUCAAGGCCAGAGUUCAAGGCCAGCCUGGUCUACAGAGUUCCAGGACAGCCAGGACUGUUCCACAGAGAAAGCCUGUCUCAAAUAAAACAAAACAAAUAAAUAAAAGGGAAGAAGGAAAAACUUAAGCUGGGUGUGGUGGUACACAUCUGUAAUCCUGGCUUUUAGGAGAUAGAAACAAAGAUGUAGUUAAAAACGAAUAUCAAGGGCAGCUUGGGCUGUGGAGCCCUUGUCUUAAGGAAAGAAAGGAAGGGAGGGAGGGAGGGUAGGGGAAGGUUCCAUCCUUAAACAUUAGAGUUUUUGUUUUUGAAGUGGUCUCAAGCACAUCAGUCAGGUUUCCAACUUCCUAUGUAGAAGAGAGUGAUUUAGAACUCCUUUAUCUCCUACCUCCCAAAGAGGCACAGGCAUGUACAAACACACACUUAUGUAAUGCUGAUAACCAAACUCAGGGCCUUGAACAUAUUAGGCAAGCAUUCUCCCAACUGAACUGUAUCCCCAGCCUGAAAAGCACUUUUCUUAAACUUCAUUGUGUACCUGAGUCCCCAGAGAGACUUGUUAGCACACAGGCUGCCUAGCUAACCCCCAGGGUUUCUGAUCUAGUAGGUCUGGGUAGAACCUGAGAAUUUUUGCAGCAGAUUACAGCUGCUGGUGGUAAGAUUACAGUUUGAGACUCACUGCCUUAAAAUCUUCCUUGCAAUUAGGGGAAUGAGUAUUUCUGUUGUGGGAAUAUGUUCUCUUAUUGGGAGUAUGAUUUAAUUCCUACUCUUGAUAUCUCGAUACCCGUAGUCUCUCAUUAAUAUCCAGGUGUUUAUCAAAGCUGACAACAUCCAAAUCCCAGUCCUCAGUCUUUCCUCCCUGUUUGUCUCAGCCCCUUGGUUCUGGCUGCCCUCCGAGGUGCCCAUGCACCCUCGCCUGUUCUCUGCCGACCGUCUUUCCGUAGACACUUGUUUCAUUCUCCCGUUCCUCCUCUCUGUGCAUCCUCGUCUCCAGUUCCUCAUCUAGCGCAUAAAUCCUUACGACUGUUCUGGUUCUGAGCAGUGCAGCAGUUCCCUGCACAGACUUACUGCUUUGUCUUCCUUGCAGUCUAGAACAUUUUCUAGUAUUGACAAUGCAAUGUAAUCUGUUCUGAAAGAGGAAGAAGCCUGUUGGAGUUAGGGUAGGUGGAUUUCUCCAUCUUUUCCUUUUCUUGUUUGUUUGUUUGUUUGUUUGUUUGUUUUUUGAGACAGGGUUUCUCUGUAUAGCCCUGGCUGUCCUGGAACUCACUUUGUAGACCAGGCUGAACUUGAACUCAGAAAUCCGCCUGCCUCUGCCUCCCAAGUGCUGGGAUUAAAGGUGUGCUCCACCACGCCCGCCACUCCAUAUUUUCAUUCACAGGUUUCUCCUCAGCCCAUUCUUUCUCCAAAACCUGCCUGUUCUGCAUGGUGUUCUUUGAUCCUCUCACAGUCCUGAUGCUCGCGACCAGGAACACCUGCUCCAAGCUGCUGUGACAUUCACAUUCAGACCCUUACUUGGAAGGCUACCCUCUCUAGUAUCUGGCCAGCUGCAAACUGUUGGGGAAUCAAGGGGAUCUCUCUCUCCCUUCCUCUCCCCAAAAGUUUUUGGUACACCAUUCCCAACUUUUUUUCACAACUUCAUUUGCUCUUGAGACAUCACAAUCCCUGACUGCCUAACAAUCUGGUCUCAACCUCUCCCACACCCCUGUAACUCACCUUGACAUUUCCUGCUGUUGUUAGCUUCUGAUGGCUUCUCACAUUUAUAGUCUGUGUGAGCCUCAGAAAGGCAAGUUUUGUGCAGUUCCAAGCUUCUCCUACUUGAACGAAUUGGGAGUGGGUGCUUUUUUGUUUUGUUUUGUUUUGUUUUUCUAUAAAAGCAGGACAGAGAGAUUUCUCAUUAUUCCAGGGAAACAUCCCCUCACUAGUACAAGAGUACAUUUGCAAACCAGCCUUUCAAAGAGCUAUUUCAAAAGCAAUAAGCAAGUGGUUCCAUGGUGAGGAUUACAAACACACCCUCAGGGUCAGUCAAGGGUGAGGAGGACAGUUCUACUAUGACAAGACACAUUGGGCCAGACUCCGUGGGAGAGUGUCAGACAUACAUCUUUAAAGUGCUGUAUCACAAACAGCUUAGAUGCAAGCAAAGGAGAGCUACUUAAAGAAACUAGGUGUAGAUAUCAUGAAGGUGUUGAUUCAAAAGAUGCUUGUGGAGAAUUUGAAGCUAAUUGUUAACUUAAUGUGAGAAUGGGGAAAAGCAAUAUUUUGUAUUAUUGUAAUAUAUAUAUAUAUUGUUAUUUUAAAAUAAGCAUGUAUAAUUAAAUAAAUUAGAUAUUAUAAAUAGA